CUCCCGCGCCGCGGGGACGGCAACGCAAGCAACGCACCCGAGCUCCUGCCUCCCUCCCUCCUAUUUAAGCUCGCCCCGUCUCUGCCCCACUCAUCUCAUUUCGCCAUUUCGGCAUCUCGCCAACUUUCAAAACCAGCCAAAAUCACCUGAGCAAGAGCAACGCAGCAGCAGGCAACAUUUUUCCGACCCGGCUGGCCUCUGAGCUUUCCGGCAGCGAGCGCGCAAUGGCGGCGGGGAAGGCGGCCGCGGUGAAGAGGCCGUCGUUCGGGACGCGGGCGUGGCGGCUGCUGCGCCUGGCGGUGCUCUGGGCGCGCCGGGGCGGCGCGGCGCACAGCCUGCGGCUGCUCCGCACGCUCCGGCGCCACGGGCACGGCCUCGGCGGCGGGGCGCGCGGCGACCGCCUCCGGUACGGCGAGCGCGAGUUCUCCAUCGACGAGACGCCGGCGUUCCGGUUCCGCACCCCGUCCGCGCGCGUGCUCCGCCUCAUCCCCUGCAUCGCGCCCGCGGUGCCGGACACCCCGGGCCUCUACAGGGAUGACCGCUACUUCUUCCGCGACGCCGCGUCGCGCGCGCUGGAGGAGGACGCCGCCGCGUACGGCUACGGCGGCCCGGAGAGCGAGCGGGGAAUCGACGAUGAGGAGGAGGAGCUGAGCUGCUACUGCGGCGGCGGUGACGAGGAGGAGCUGCUGGAGCGCGCGGUCGCGGAGUCGUGCCGCGCGAGCACGGCCGCGGAGGGCGACGCCGGGGUGGACGUGAAGGCGGACGAGUUCAUCGCCAGGUUCUACGCGCAGAUGAAGCUGCAGCGCCAGAUCUCGUGGCUCCAGUACAACGAGAUGAUGCAGAGGAGCGUCAGCUAGAUCCAUCCCUCUGUUCAUCCUGGAUCACUAGUAGCAGCAGCAGCGGCAGAGUUUGAGCUUUUGUUCAUCGAAAACAAACAUAAUAUACAUGCACAGCACCUGUAUACAGAAUCAGAGAUUUUUUUUUACUACAUACUAUACAAAAUACAAAAUUUCCCCCCAUUGAA
Panicum virgatum (switchgrass) is the source of this 1024-nucleotide messenger RNA. RefSeq lists its product as uncharacterized. The transcript has a single exon. The record is from RefSeq and is a predicted model, not a curated record. Bases 225 to 857 code for a protein of 210 amino acids. Lineage: Eukaryota; Viridiplantae; Streptophyta; Magnoliopsida; Poales; Poaceae.